Acanthamoeba castellanii str. Neff is the source of this 1122-nucleotide messenger RNA. Its product is annotated as ureidopropionase, beta, putative. Lineage: Eukaryota; Discosea; Longamoebia; Acanthamoebidae. The record is from RefSeq and is a predicted model, not a curated record. Bases 1 to 1122 code for a protein of 373 amino acids. The transcript has 10 exons. Gene Ontology annotation, molecular function: beta-ureidopropionase activity.
AUGCAGUCGCAGGAACAGAAAUCGAACAAGUCCCUCUACGUCGGCAAGGAGGUGGACUCUCUGGACGCGGUGCUCGAGGCGCAUCUGCCGGAGGCCGAGCUGGCCGAGGUGCGCCGCCUGCUGUACGGCAAGGUGCCCGCCUCGCUUCCCAUCUCCGACGCUGCCCGCAAGCUCGCCGACGAGCGGCAAUACGACAUCAAGGCGUUCAAGUUCGAUGCGGCGCCGGAGCAGCUCCGCAAGCCGCGCGUGGUGAAGAUCGGCCUCAUCCAGAACUCGAUCGCCGCGCCCACCACCGCUCCCCUCUUCGAGCAGUACAAGGCCAUUGAAGCCAAGAUCGCGGAGCUGAUCGACGCCGCCGGUUCGAUGGGCGUCAACAUCUUGUGCCUGCAGGAGGCGUGGACGAUGCCGUUCGCCUUCUGCACGCGGGAGAAGGCGACCUGGUGCGAAUUCGCCGAGUCGGCCAAGGACGGCCACUCGGUCAAGUUCGUGCAGGAGAUGGCGCGCAAGCACAACAUGGUCAUCGUCUCCUCCAUCCUCGAGCGCGACAGCGCCCACGGCGAGACCAUCUGGAACACCGCCGUGGUGGUGGGCAACCACGGUAACAUCAUCGGGAAGCACCGCAAGAACCACAUCCCGCGCGUGGGCGACUUUAACGAGUCGACCUACUACAUGGAGGGCAACGACGGCCACCCCGUCUUCGAGACCGAGUUCGGCAAGAUCGCGGUGAAUAUUUGCUACGGGCGCCACCACCCGCUCAACUGGCAGAUGUUCGGCAUCAACGGGGCCGAGAUCGUGUUCAACCCGUCGGCCACCGUGGGUGCGCUGUCCGAGCCCAUGUGGCCCAUCGAGGCCCGCAACGCCGCCAUCGCCAACUCGUACUUCACGGCGGGCAUCAACCGCGUCGGCACGGAGACCUUCCCCAACGAGUUCACCUCCGGAGACGGCAAGCCCGCCCACAAGGGUUUGUCGCGGGCGAGGGACGGCCUGCUCGUGGCCGAGCUCGAUCUCAACCUGUGCCGUCAGAUGACCGGCCGACUGGACCUCUAUGCGCGCUCGUUCACCGAAGCAGUCAAGGAGGACUUCAAGCAGCAGAUCAUCCGCGACCCCUCGCUCGGCAACUGA